AUGAGUUCUCAAGAAACCAUCGAAGAUCCGACAUUAUACCAGCACAUGCUCCUUGCCAAUGAAUUUGAUGACUCAAUUGAAGUGGCUGAAAUAGAGGACAACCCGCAUUCUAUUCGAUCCGCUAUUCGUACUUCAGAGUCGCCUUUAGGAUGCAAGGAGGUCUCUCGAGAUGACGAAGAAGACAAGGGGCGUAAGAGAGGCCAGCCAGGUCACACGGCAGAUUCAGCCCCGCACUCUAAGCUUGAGAUGGUGCUGUUGUUAGUUACUCAGCUCGACUCGCACGUCACUCAACUAAAGGAACGUGUGGAGGUGACGGCGGACAGCAUCGAACACAUCAUGAAACGCCUAGAGGAGCUGGAAAAUGACUUGACAAACGGUGCACGCAAAAAGGAAGACCCGACUCAGAUAUGUCAACAAGAAAAGGGUAUUCUGAAGAGAGUAAAGGAGGAGAGAGACGACGGACAUCAGAUUGUGGACUCUGGAGUGAGCGAGACAUGA
Pyrenophora tritici-repentis Pt-1C-BFP is the source of this 498-nucleotide messenger RNA. RefSeq lists its product as uncharacterized. The record is from RefSeq and is a predicted model, not a curated record. Lineage: Eukaryota; Fungi; Ascomycota; Dothideomycetes; Pleosporales; Pleosporaceae.